UAGACGUGUUAGCAUGUUUGGAAUCGCUUUGGCAGUCGUCUUGUUCCUCUUUGUGUCGGUGGAAGCCAAAUUCCCCGAAGAUCCAAAGCCGUGUAAGUACGGCGAUGGCGAAUGCAUCAUGAAGCUGUGCAACACCUUGUUCAGCGAAAAUGCUGCGGAGGGGGAUCCUGGCCUGAACCUGGCGCAGUUGGAUCCCCUUAAGGUGGACAGGAUGGUCAUAAGCCAGGGAGAGAGCUCCAGUCCCGUGGGCAUCACACUAACCUUUACCGACAAUUUGCUGUACGGCAUCAAGGACCAAAGGAUCGUGAAAGUGAAGGGAUUCGGAAGGGAUCUCACCGCCAAGCACGAGGUGAAAAUUGUCGCGAAAACCUUCUCACUGGUUGGACCCUAUAACAUCCAGGGCAAGGUACUGAUUCUGCCGAUCAGCGGAACUGGCCAGAGUAACAUGACUAUGGUUAAUGUCAGGGCAAUCGUCGGCUUCUCGGGCAAGCCGCUGGAGAAGAACGGAGAGACCUACUUGGACGUUACCGACUUGAAGAUAACGAUGAAGCCGGAGUCCAGCCACUACCACUUCAGCAAUCUGUUCAAUGGCGACAAGGCGCUGGGCGACAACAUGAAUGUCUUCCUCAACGAAAACUCGGAGGCCAUUUACAAGGAGACGGCCAAGGCAAUCGACCGAUCCUUCAGCAAACUGUACCUGGGCGUCGUCAAAGGAGUGUUCUCCAAACUGCCCUAUGCCAAGUUGUUUGCCGAUGAGUAGUAGUCUGCUUUUGAAAGUGGGUUCAGUCCACUCAAAGAUACUGAUCGCCAGCUCUAGUUCAAGUUGUUGCGUACUGACAGAUAGAAGUUUUUAGGCUAGCAAUCGUCAUUAGGAUUAAUGGAGUUCGUGAGUGGCAUUCGAAUAUGUGAGAACAAGUAACUACUAUCAAAUCAUCUUGGCGAAAUAUUCUGUAAGUGUUGUGUGGCAAUAAAAGUUAUAUUUAGUAGUUAGCACAUUGUAAAUUAUAAUUGCUUCAAGGAAUCGUUCUGUAAAAUACCAUACUCGUACAAAUAUAAAUCCAUUCAAAAUGA
Molecule: messenger RNA, 1071 nt
Organism: Drosophila teissieri
Lineage: Eukaryota; Metazoa; Arthropoda; Insecta; Diptera; Drosophilidae
Product: protein takeout
Exons: 4
Coding region: 14-760 (248 amino acids)
Source: RefSeq, a predicted model, not a curated record